Molecule: messenger RNA, 4513 nt
Organism: Pangasianodon hypophthalmus (striped catfish)
Lineage: Eukaryota; Metazoa; Chordata; Actinopteri; Siluriformes; Pangasiidae
Gene: usp49
Product: ubiquitin specific peptidase 49
Exons: 8
Coding region: 820-2727 (635 amino acids)
Biological process (GO): protein deubiquitination
Cellular component (GO): cytoplasm
Molecular function (GO): zinc ion binding; cysteine-type deubiquitinase activity
Source: RefSeq, a predicted model, not a curated record
GGUAGGGAGCGCGGAACCAUUUGGCACACAGCCUCUGAUUCUAUCCGGGUCCGGGUUCGGUUGAACCCAAAAAAAAAUCCAUGACAGCUCGCGUGCGGAAGAUGAUGUCGGUAAAUAAAACUAAGAAGCCGCACAGGAGCAGAGAGAUGAGGGGAAAUGCUGCACACAGAGGCGUUAGUGAUUUAUUCCCUCUCAGGCGCGCAGGGUUCCGCCGCAGCAACAUGGCGACGCUGUAAACUUUACAUUUCUGCUCGCGCUGUCGGUUUAUCACACGGACUUUAAUCCGAGCUCCAGCUCCCGGUGUGUUUUUUUCUUUCUUUCUUUUUUUAUUUAUUUUUUUAAAGAAAGAUUUAGAAACAAAAGUUGAUUUUGUGCGGAGAGCGGCGGCGGCAGGUGAUGAGCCGGUCCCGGGGCUGUGCGCUGGAGCCGCCGCGCCUGCUAAACUCCGAACACUGAAGUUUUUUGUGCUGUUUAUUCUUCAGGUUUGGUCCAAAGAGCGCUCUUUGUUCUGAGGUUAACAUCAGCUCCAGUCUCGACUCCACACUGUUUACCGUCUGAGUCUCUGAUUUACUCUCAUCCCCAGACGAGGACCGGACCCUCAGUGCCACUCGCCGGUUGUUCUGUGAUGUCACGGCGUUGAACCGAGGCGACGGCGUGUUUCGGUUUCUCCAUCGCGGCGUGAGGAACUCUUCGCUCUGGGGUUGUGAUGCUCGGCGCACGCUCCGUCAGUCCUUUAUGAGUCCACGUUCAUGGUCCGGGCCCAUGAUGCCGCAGUGCUGUGGCUCCUGACUCUUGAGGGCUGAUGAGUGUUUGUGAGCGAUGGAGCGCUGCAAGCACGUGGUCCGUCUCCGUUUGGGACAAGACCACUCCAUCCUGAACCCUCAGAAAUGGCGCUGCGUGGACUGCAACACCACCGAGUCCAUGUGGGCGUGUCUCAAAUGCUCGCACGUGGCUUGCGGCCGCUACAUCGACGAGCACUCGCUGCGGCACUACCGCGAGACGCAGCACCCGCUCGCCAUGGAGGUGCGAGAGCUGGACGUGUUCUGCUUCGCGUGCGGCGAUUACGUCCUGAACGACAACGCCGAGGGCGACCUGAAGCUCCUGCGGGGGGCGCUGUCCACUGUCCGGGACGCCGGGCGCCGCUCCAUGCGUUCUGCGUCGUCGUCGCUGUCGUCGCACUUGGUGAGCGGCGAGGGGGCGGGGCUUGUGCAGGUGGCGCUGAGGCACCGGCGGCGUGUGCUGCUAACGACUGCUUUCCGGCGCUGGAGGACGCGGCAACGAGAGGAGCAGAAAAAACUGGAACAGGAGAAGGAGGAGAUUCGGCGGCAGCGUAAGGAAAUGAAGAAGAGGAUCAUGGGAGACGACGGUAACGCACCGCCGAGGAAAAGCGCACGCCUCCUGACGCAGGCGCCGCGGCCACUCAUCGCGCUGAUUCCGAGAAAAUUCCGUGACCCGCCCGAAAAAGCGCCGCUUCUCGGCAAGACUUUGUCGAAGAAUCCCAGAAAGGCGCUCCGUACCGUGAAGUCGGGCGUGGCGGAAAAGCGGGCCACGUCGUCUUUCCUGUUAGCGCGGCGCAGACGGUUAGCGCCGGGCGUCACGGGACUGCGUAACCUAGGCAACACGUGCUACAUGAACUCAAUCCUACAGGUGCUGAGCCACUUGCGUAAGUUCAGGGAGUGUUUCCUCGCGCUGGAUCUGUGUGAGACGGAGCAGCUGCUGCUCGCCAAAACGCAAGGCAUGAUGGGAGGAGAGAAACUGGUGCAGCCCAAAGACCCUCGCGCUUCAUCUUUAUCCGGCCAGCAGGUGUCUCUGUGCCAGGAGCUGCACACUCUGUUCAGGGUGAUGUGGUCGGGCCGCUGGACGCUCGUGUCUCCGUUCGCCAUGCUGCACUCCGUGUGGAACGUCAUCCCGGCGUUCCGCGGCUGCGACCAGCAGGAUGCGCAGGAGUUCCUGUGCGAGCUGCUGGAUAAGGUGCAGCAGGAGCUCGAGGCCGACGGCGGCUACGGCGCGAAGCGGCAGCACACGCGCACGCGCAUCGUCAUCCCCAUCACGCAGAGGAAACUCUCCAAACAGGUGCUCAAGGUCCUCAACACCAUCUUCCACGGCCAGCUGCUCAGCCAGGUGACGUGUCUGUCGUGUAAGCGUAAGUCGAACACGGUGGAGCCGUUCUGGGAUUUGUCUCUGGAGUUUCCCGAGCGUUAUCACAGCGUGGCCAAGCUGAGCCAGGCGUCCUCUCAGAGCUGCUCUCUCACCGAGAUGCUGAGCAAGUUCACCGAGACCGAGGCUCUGGAGGGACGCAUCUACAACUGUAACUACUGCAACAGAAAAAGACGCAAGUCGUCCCACAAGCCGCUGGCUCUGUCCGAGGCCUGUAAACAGCUGCUGAUUUAUCGUUUACCUCAGGUGCUGCGGCUUCACCUUAAACGCUUCCGCUGGUCGGGCCGGAACCACAGGGAGAAGAUCGGCGUUCACGUGGCGUUUGAUCAGGUUCUGAACAUGGAGCCAUACUGCUGUUCUGACGCAUCGCAGGUCUUCACCUACGACCUCUCUGCCGUAGUGAUGCAUCAUGGGAAAGGCUUCGGCUCAGGACACUACACCGCCUACUGCUACAACACGGAGGGGGGUUUCUGGGUCCACUGUAACGACUCGGAGAUGAACGUGUGUAGCGUGGAGGAGGUCUGCAGCACUCAGGCGUACAUCCUGUUCUACACACAACGAUCAUCUUAAAGAGACAUAAACACACAGCUGUGUGUAGUACUGACUGAACAACCCUACCUGUGUGUGUGUGUGUGUGUGUGCGCGCGUGUGUGUGUGUUUAGAACAGGCCUUACUACCCUGUGUGUGUGUGUGUGUGUGUGUGUGUGUGCGUGCGUGCGUGCAAGUGUUUGAGUGUGUGAGAGAGAGUGUCUGUGUGUAAGAGAGUGUGUGUGUGAAGGUGUGUGAGAGAGAGAGAGUGCGUGUGCGUGUGCGUGUGCGUGCGUGCGUGCGUGCGCGCGUGUGAGAGACAUGCGUGUUCUAGCCAGCACGCGUGUGUAGGUCAGGUCUGAUUAGCCGUCACGUGGCUCAGCUCUAUUUUUCCACUGAGGUAUUUUACAAUAAAGACGAGGUUCAGCACUCAUGGCACUUUUCCACCGAUGCGGAGCCGGAUCUAGAACCGUUCCACGCUUUUUCACUGCAGAACAGCUGGUUCUGAGUAUUUACAGGGUGCCGCGCUGCAACUUUUCAUUCUUUUAUAAUAAUUUACAAAUGGACCUGGACUAUAUCCUGGGUGUUACUUGUGAUACUAGUGAUGUCAUACACUCCCAGCAUGCAUCUGAGUGAGGCAGGAGUGUGACUUAGCUGUGAGUAACGAUCGAAAACACCAGCAAAAAAAAAAAAGGCCUAAAAGCCAUCGCGGCGCUGUUGAGUGUUCUUACACGCAGAGUUUACGUAUACAGUAUAAAUGUUCUAACAGUCGCUUCAGACGGCUGAGUUUAGUUUAUUUGUAUGGCCCUUUGUUGCCAUGGCGACAGCAGGUUCGAGCAGCUCCAGGGCUUAUAUCUCUACACACGCUGAAGAACGCGGUGCGUUUGGGACACGCCCACAUCUGCUGAUGUAAUGGUUCGGCUCCACGUCUGUUGAAAAGCUGCAGCAGUUCUGACCUCAAGCUCCUUUUAGAUCUCAGAGAUUUUCUACACACUAAAACUGCUCACACACACUCACACACACACUCACACACACACACACCGAGUGUGUACUCAUCCAGGGCAUUCAGGACCAGCGUCCUCACACUGGAGCUUCAGGAACACAUCAACACGCCCACACUGCCGGAGGGAGGAGCUCAGCGUGCUGCGGUCAGAGCGAAUGGAGGGACAGAGGAGCGCAGAAGGAGAGACGGAGAGAGGGAGGAGUGCAGAGGAGUGCAGACGGAGCGAGGGAGGAGUGCAGAGGAGUGCAGACGGAGCGAGGGAGGAGUGCAGAGGAGUGCAGACGGAGCGAGGGAGGAGUGCAGAGGAGUGCAGACGGAGCGAGGGAGGAGUGCAGACGGCGGGAUGCUCGAACUCGCCCAGCGCUGUGCAGGUUUACUGCAGGACUGAGACGACUGUCUGGAAGAUUCCAUCAUCAAACUUCUCACACACUCCAAUCAGGAAUUGCUCAGCUUUGUAAUACGGUUCUUCUUUUCUACUGUGGUUUCUAAAGUGCAUAGUGAACUGUGUGUGCGGGGGGGCGGGGCAUAUGAGGGGAGGGGCACUGCACCUAAGACUCUUGGGGGGGGGCAGUUGGGGCAAUUGGGGCAAUUGGGGUGAGGGGGAUCACUUACUUUAGUCAAGUACUGACCAGAACAAUCUGAUGACCAUGAAUGUCUUUCUUGUGUCUGUGUGUGUGAGUGUGAGAGAGAGAGAGACUGAGAGACUGCAGGGGUUUUACAGUGACCUCUGACCUCAUGACCUUUUGUUCUGUAUUGUGGAGCACCAGUUAUCAACUUUAUUGAUCUGGGUUUGGCCUGAUAGCGAUUAAAGUUAUUACAACACAA